AUGAUACGAGCACCUUUCCGCCUGCAGACUUCGCAGCUCGCCCGCCGGCCAGCGGUUGCUACAUCGCAGGUUUCGAAGCAGCGAUACUGGGAGACAUCCUCCGACAAGCAAAACACAGUUCAAGGGCCUUCGGCCGUGCAUCCGCUGCCGCUACCGCCAGACACGCCCAUAUUGCUCCUAAAGACCAAGGCCGUCCCCGACGCUCCCACCUGGCUUACCUCGGCUCCGGACAAGUUCCUCGAGUACCUGCGCUCCCCCAACGCGGCGCCGGUGAUUAUUCGAGCCCGCAAAGAUAAGGACGACCAUCUCGCGGAGACUCUCCUCUGUACCCUUCGCGCCGCCCCCAGCGAGCGUCUCGUCGAGGUGGAGACAGGCAAGUGGGAUAGGAAGCACGGGUGGGAUGACCGCAUCUCGUGCCAGCUCGGGGUGUUCCUCGACUGGCUGACGGACCAACGCAAGCUGAGCGCCAACGAAGAGCAGCGGAUGCUGUAUCUUGCGCAAUGGAGGGCGCAUGAAGAUGUUCCUGGACUGCAGGACGUCGUGAAGCCACCAGGGCUGAUCGUACCGCUCCUGCAACAGGAGAAGGCGGAUCUGUAUCAGUCUGCGUUCUUUGUGGGGCCGGUAGGCGUGGUCAGUGCUCUGCACACUGAUCCGUACCACAACCUCUACAACCUCUUCUCUUCCUCGGAGCCGUCUCUCUUCGGCAAACACUUCGUGUUACUUCCUCCCUCGAUGUCGCCAUUCCUCGAGAGAAAGGACAGCGAAUUCAUGCGUAACACGUCUCACGUGGAAUGCUUCCUUAAGGCCACCAGUUCCGACACGUUCGACGUCGCAAUCGAUCCAGAUAUGGUGCCCGCGAAGGCGGCCCGGGCAAUGCUUGCUUCAGACAGCGUCCUAAGCUGCAUGCUGCAGGAAGGCGACACAAUCUUCGUGCCCCGCAGGUGGUGGCACCGCGUGGAGAACGUCAUGGCACCCAGCGCUGCUCGACAUGGAAAGAAAAGAGGCUGGACCGCGGGCGUGGGCUGGUGGUUCCUACCGCGGUCUUCUUGA
This is a messenger RNA of Dichomitus squalens LYAD-421 SS1, 1050 nucleotides long. RefSeq lists its product as uncharacterized. Bases 1 to 1050 code for a protein of 349 amino acids. Gene Ontology annotation, molecular function: 2-oxoglutarate-dependent dioxygenase activity. The transcript has 3 exons. The record is from RefSeq and is a predicted model, not a curated record. Lineage: Eukaryota; Fungi; Basidiomycota; Agaricomycetes; Polyporales; Polyporaceae.